Messenger RNA from Phasianus colchicus (ring-necked pheasant), 2106 nucleotides. NCBI's taxonomy places the organism in Eukaryota, Metazoa, Chordata, Aves, Galliformes, Phasianidae. The record is from RefSeq and is a predicted model, not a curated record.
GUCUCCGUGAGGCGCGGGCCGCCGGUGGCCCGCUUUGGAUCGGGAAACGGCUUAAAAUGAGGUGAAGGAAAGCCCGGCCGCGUUUCCCCGGAGGAGCUGUGAGAAACGCCCGUCAGAAGGCCGGGGCUCGCCGCGUUCCCAGCGCCCGCUGAGGGCCGCGCGGCCAAACGCGCCGCAAAUGAGAAACGAGCCGAGCGGCCCGCGUUGUGUUACGACGUGUUACCGAGCGCUGCGCGUGUCGGGCUGCUGGAGCCGGCAGGGAGCGGCCGUGGGGCGGGGCUUCGUGUCUGCGCCGCCCCGGUGCCUCCGUCGGUAAACGCCGGGGGUCUGGGUGCGGGCCGCUGUGUCUGAGGGCUUCGUGUCGGCUCUGAGCCUCUGCCGUCGGCGCAGCGCUGCUUCACCGCACCGCAACAAACGGCAAAGCCUCUUCCCUGCCCCCAGGGCUCCACAGAGGUUGUAGAACACCGGACUGUGUGUAGAAGAGUCUGCUGCUGGAUCUCGCUGCUUUGUUUUGGCUGUGAAUAGGAAUAGGAGUUUCCAACAGGUUGAGCGGAUGCUGAGGAAAAGAACAGUUGGUCCUGUGAGCAGCCUGCAGGGAACCUGCAGCUUACCCUCUACCAAUAUAAAACCUGUCCUUUCUGCAGUAAAGUCCGAGCUUUUCUGGAUUAUCAUGGGCUGCCCUAUGAAAUUGUGGAAGUAAACCCGAUAAUGAGGAAAGAGAUCAAAUUCUCUUCCUACAGGAAGGUGCCCAUCCUGCUAGCUGAUGCUGGAAGCCCUCUGCAAUUGAAUGACUCUUCGGUGAUCAUCAGUGCAAUAAAGACCUAUCUCAUUUCCAAGAGGAAUAGCCUAGAAGAAAUUGUGUCCUUUUAUCCCCCCAUGAAAACCGUGACUGAGCAAGGCAAGGAGGUACUUGAGUAUGGGAAUAAAUACUGGCUCAUGCUGGAUGAGAAGGAGACGAAGCGAGUCUAUCCUGUCAAAGAAGUGAGAGUGGAAGAAAUGCAGUGGAGAAAAUGGGCAGAUGAUUGGCUUGUUCACCUCAUCUCCCCCAAUGUUUACCGCACCCCCAAAGAAGCCUUGGCAUCCUUUGAUUACAUUGUCCGUGAGGGGAAGUUUGGCACUGUGGAAGGUUUCUUUGCCAAGUACGUGGGGGCCAUUGCCAUGUUCUUCAUUAGCAAGAGACUGAAGAAAAGGCAUCACCUUCGAGAUGAUGUCCGAGAAGACUUGUACGAAGCAGUUGAUAAGUGGGUAAAAGCCAUUGGCAAAAAUAGACUGUUCAUGGGUGGAAGUCAGCCAAACCUUGCUGACUUGGCAGUGUACGGAGUGCUGCGGGUCAUGGAGGGGCUGGAAGCCUUUGACGACAUGAUGGUCCACACCAAGAUUCAGCCUUGGUACCAGCGCAUGGAAGAAGCCAUUCAAAGAGCUGCAGCCUGAUGUCAACUGCAGCCUCCUUCCUGAAGUACUUGCAUGGGGAGAAAAAAACUCAAGAAGGAAUGGUUUUUAUUUUUUAAAGAGUUGAACGGACUGAUCACACCUCAUGAACUGACACGCAGGCACAGAAACUGUCCUGUUCAGGGUCCUGAGUUUCUGCAGGGAUCCUGCAGUGUGUAAGUGUAAAUGAGAUGUUUAGAAGGAUGGGAACAGGUAAAAGAAAGGUGUUUGGGGCACUGCUGGAAGGAAGAAGCUCAGACUGAACUGAAGAAGCACUGAGCAGACUUCUUUUAGGUGAGAGCCAUGCUCAGAGCACAUUACUGUAAGAGCAAGCUGCUUUCUUGGCUAGGGAGUGUUACAGCCAGAUCCGGUCUGAUGGCUCUGAGCAGCUUUUGCUUCAAGCUGUCUUCCUCCAUUCAUCCACAUGUCUUUUCCUGACUGAGACAGUGGAUGCUAGAUUUUAAAUAAGAGUUUUUCUGCAAUAGAAUCUUGUAAACCCAGUGCUGUGGGAGCUGGGGGAGAGUCCCCAAUUCUGGGAAAUGAGCCCUUCCUCUGCUGGGCCGUGCUGUGCUGCCGGGCUGUGAGCUUUGCCAUGUGAACGGUUCUGAUGAUCCUGUAUGGUGUGCGAGGAUAAAAGCUUCUCUGACAGGGACACGUGUGAGCUCUUACCUGCAGCAC